UGCUAUUGCACAAGUAUUAUAUCAUGUUGAUAUGAAGAUUUACUUAUAAUAAGCGCGUUAUUCCCGUUUACAUAUUUUUGUGUUGAGGUCGGUCAUUGAUAAACGACUUUGUGUUAUUUGUGUAGAAAAAUAACAAAUAAUAGUGUGUGGAAAUGGCGCAAAUGAAAAGAAUUUUAGUUAUAUACACCGGAGGAACUUUUGGAAUGCUCAAAAAUGAGAAAGGAGUUCUGGUGCCACAAAAGAACAUAGAGCAGGUGGUCAGGAGGCUGCCUCAGCUGCACGAUGAGGAAUACUGGACGGAGAACUUCGCCAAUACUAAUGUGAAGGACUAUCUGGUAUUACCCGACGGAAAAGAUACAGAAUUGAAAGUACUGUACAAAAUUUACGAAUAUGAAGAACUGAAGGAUUCCUCUGACUUCACACUCGAUGAUUGGAUCAAAAUGGCCAGGGACAUCAAGAGAUUUUACCACGAUUAUGAUGGGUUCGUGGUACUGCACGGCACUGACACCACGGCGUACGGUGCUUCAAUCCUGUCGUUCAUGCUGGAGGUGGUGGGGAAGACUGUGGUGCUGACGGGAGCACAGAUACCGAUAUUCCAACCCCGAAGCGACGGCAGCAACAACUUGCUCUGUGCUGUUCUGAUCGCUGCCACGCAGCACAUUCCUGAGGUCACUGUGUUCUUUGGGUCUAAGCUCUUCAGAGGUACCAGGGUGAAGAAAGUAUCGAAUACACGAAUUCACGCAUUCGACUCGCCAAACUUCCCCCCGCUCCUAGAAGCCAAGACCACCUUGGAUGUGGACCCGAAGAUGCUGAUUCACCCUGCAGGGUCGGUCCCUAACGAGUGCCGAAUCCACGAUAAACUGUCAAGAAAGGUGUAUGUGCUGAAGGUUGCUCCUACCAUUACUCCUGAAGUAAUAAGAGCUGUAUUUGACAAUAUGGAAGGUGUAGUACUAGAAACGUACGGCAAUGGGAACAUGCCGAUCAAACGCCGCGACAUCUACAGAGAGAUCGAGCGAGCCGUGAAGAACAAUGUCCUAGUGGUCAACGUGACGCAGUGCUUCAACGGGACUGUGCUGGGGAAGGCUAUCUAUGAGACUGGACUGCUAUUAGUUGAGUGCGGCGUGGUACCCGCGUUUGACAUGACCUCAGAGGCGGUGCUGGCUAAGCUGUCCUACGUUUUGUCCAAGACAGAGCUCAGUUAUCAGCAGAAAGUCGAGUUAAUGAAGACAAAUAUCCGAGGCGAACUUUACAACCCACAACACUAAAAUUAUGCAACAAAAAUGGCCGAUUUGUACAUUAGAAUAAUUUAAGUAAUAAAUAGUUAGCAAAUAAAAAAACCUAUUCGAAG
Molecule: messenger RNA, 1348 nt
Organism: Amyelois transitella
Lineage: Eukaryota; Metazoa; Arthropoda; Insecta; Lepidoptera; Pyralidae
Product: L-asparaginase
Exons: 9
Coding region: 153-1265 (370 amino acids)
Molecular function (GO): asparaginase activity
Source: RefSeq, a predicted model, not a curated record